Molecule: messenger RNA, 987 nt
Organism: Fundulus heteroclitus (mummichog)
Lineage: Eukaryota; Metazoa; Chordata; Actinopteri; Cyprinodontiformes; Fundulidae
Exons: 5
Coding region: 25-987 (320 amino acids)
Biological process (GO): response to bacterium
Source: RefSeq, a predicted model, not a curated record
CUGAUUUGUUUUGUUUCAGGAGAAAUGGUUCAGAAGACACAUCUGAGAAUGUCUUCACUGCUGAAUCAAGACAUUGGUUUUUUGUCAGCACAUGUUGGAGACAAAGUGACAUUGCAAUGCUCACAUGAAGGCGAUGAUGUUGCAUGGAUCUGCUGGUACAUGCAAACUUUGGGACAGAAGCCAAAACUCAUUUCUAGCUCCUUUCUCUAUGGGACUGAAGUCACUUUUUAUGAUGAAUUUAAGAAUAAUUUGCAUUACAUUCCAGAUAGAAAAGAACAAACACAUUAUUUGACUAUUUUAAAUCUAAAAAUGUCAGACUCAGCAACGUACUACUGUGCAAUUAGCUAUAAACAAAUUGUGAAAUUUGUAAAUGGAACUACAGUCAGUGUUAAAGGUUCAGGUUCUAACAUCCAAGCUUCUAUCCAUCAGCUAGAAUCUGAGACAGUGCAGGCAGGAGACUCUGUGACUCUGAACUGCACAGUACAAAUUGGUAGUUGUGAUGAAGAACACAGUGUUUACUGGUUCAGAAACAUUGAAGAAUCUCAACCAGGACUAAUUUAUACCCAUGGAUACAGGAAAGAUCAGUGUAUGAGAAAUCCCAACACAACAAGUAAAAUCUGUGUGCACAACCUGUCGAUGAAAAACCUGAAUGAAUCUCAUACUGGGACCUACUACUGUGCUGUUGCCUCAUGUGGACACGUUGUGUUUGGAAAUGGGACAAUGUUGAACUUGUCAUAUGAGAUAAAAUUCCUGGUUUAUUUCUUGGCUGGAUCUUCAACAACCCUCCUUUUGGUUAUAUUGAUUGCCUUUGGGUGCAAACUAAGUAAAAAAUACUACCAAACUGCAGCUACAACAGAGGGCAACAAUCAAGAUACAGACGGACUCCACUAUGCAUCGAUAAAUGUUAACCAUUCCAACAGGUCUCAAAGACAGAGAAGUAGCAUAGAGACUGAAUGUUUUUACUCCAGCAUAAGUCAAAAUAAAUAA